Sander lucioperca (pikeperch) is the source of this 4250-nucleotide messenger RNA. Its product is annotated as TBC1 domain family member 10A-like. The transcript is spliced from 9 exons. NCBI's taxonomy places the organism in Eukaryota, Metazoa, Chordata, Actinopteri, Perciformes, Percidae. The record is from RefSeq and is a predicted model, not a curated record. The coding region runs from base 1 to 1422 and encodes 473 amino acids.
AUGGCAAAAAUUGAGCAGGGCAAUGGACUUGACUUGCGGAGCGGCACAGAUAAGCUGACAGAUAAUGGGAAAGGCAGCUCAUAUGUAUCCGACCCAGAGGUAAACGGUGUCCCCGGGGAGACUCAGGUGGAUAAGUACGGAUUCACAGGAGGAGCCCAGCAACACACCGGGAAAUUUGCUGAAGAAAUCCCCAUUGAGGUGCUGAGGCAGCGGGAGGCAAAAUGGCUGGAGAUGCUCAACAGCUGGGACAAGUGGAUGGCCAAAAAACACAAGAAGGUGAAAGAGCGUUGUCAGAAGGGGAUCCCUCCAUCCCUGCGUGGCCGGGCCUGGCUCUACCUCACCGGGGGCAAAGUGAGAAGGGAGCAAAACCAGGGCAAAUUCCAGGAACUGGACAGUCAGCCAGGAGAUCCUAAAUGGAUAGAUAUUAUUGAGCGGGACCUUCAUCGCCAGUUCCCCUUCCAUGAAAUGUUUGCAGCGAGGGGAGGUCAUGGGCAGCAAGACCUGCUCCGCGUGUUGAAGGCAUAUACUCUGCAUCGUCCGGAAGAGGGUUAUUGUCAGGCUCAGGCUCCCAUCGCUGCUGUACUCCUCAUGCAUAUGCCAGCAGAGGAUGCAUUCUGGGUUCUUGUCCAGAUCUGUGAGAAAUACCUUCCAGGAUACUACAGUACAGGGCUGGAGGCGAUCCAGCUGGACGGGGAGAUCCUGUAUGCUCUACUUCGGCGGGUGUCUCCUGUGGCCCAUCGUCAUCUGAAGAAGCACAAGCUGGAGCCCAUCCUGUACAUGACCGAGUGGUACAUGUGCGCCUUCUCUCGGACUCUGCCGUGGGCCUCAGUGCUGCGUGUCUGGGACAUGUUCCUUUGUGAGGGAGUAAAGAUCCUCUUUCGCGUGGGCCUGGUUCUCCUGAAAUGCAUGUUGGGAUCCCAAGAGAAACUGAAGGCCUGUCAAGGUCUCUAUGAAACAAUGGAGCUGCUCCGAGCUAUACAGCCACAGUACAUGCAAGAAGUUUUCCUGGUGCACGAGAUUAUUGAGUUGGUGGUGUCUGAGAAAGACAUUGAGAAGGAACACCAUGCUCAGCUGCGGCGCUGGAAGGAGACCCAUGGAGAUCUACACUGCAAGUCUCCUCCCAGGAUGCACGGCGCUAAAGCCAUCAUGACUGCCGAGCCGCCCAGUCGUCAGGACCUGAGACAGAGACCCACCAUUAUUGUGGAAUCUCCCCUGGCACCCAAGACAGUUGGGGAGAGAGAAGAGGAUGCCAAGGAAAGUGGAAAGACUGAAGAGGAAAAACAGAAGAAAACAAUCCCACUGCCACAGGAGACUGUUAUUCCUUACCGUCUUCCCACUGACCCCUCACCUCCCCUCAAACACGUGACUGUACAAGGGUCCAAAGAGAGUCUGAGCAGUGCAGAGCAUGACACUUACCUGUAGCAGGGUAAGUAUCACCAGUUUACUAACAUAAAUCAUUCCAUACAGCCUUUGCUAACUUACUAACUAAGUUUUCAGUCAAAGUUCUCACAUGUCACAGUGACACGAGAAACCUUUCCAUGACUUAUUUUAUCUGUGGUAGUCGUGACUGUGACAGUUUUUUUUUACUGAAAUGGCUAUUUUUACAAUCAAGAAAAAAGUAAUCAUGUUUUCAAAGCUGGCAAAAAUGCCAUUGCUCAGACUGCUAAGCAGUCACUGUGAUGCUGAACACAUUUUCACUGUCAUUUCAUUUAUACAGGUUUCUAUUUACUGUACUUUUAACUAAGUAGUCAUUGAAAUUUAGCAUAAAAGUGUAUGGAACUCAGAAAUGUGUAAUUGCCAGGGAGCAACAACAGAUGGCGACUGUGUGCCCUGUGCACACAUGUCUAAGGUUUUAUCCUGUGGAGCUAUUAGCUUCAUAUACCCUCACUAACUCACUGUUAACAGCUACUGCUGCUAUUUACCUCCUUGAAUUUUAAAUGUACCUCUUAGAUUCUUUCCUUUGUUAUAAAUGAAGUCGGAUUUUGUCUUGAUUGAUGAGGUCUUUUCUAGAGCACUUUGCCUUUAUAGUCUUCGUCUUUGGCUAUGUUAGUCACUACGUUGCCAACGCAGAGAUUCGUUUUUACCCUGCUUUACUAGACUCGCACAAAUUUACAGACACACAGUUAUAUCAGUGUGUCUGUCAUCCAGGAGUUUGUCUUUGCUGUUGUUGAACACUUGAGGGCGUCCUGAGAUUAUCUCACAGCCGCUGCAGUGACCAGCAGUCGUCUGCGUGACGGACAUAAUGAAGGAAGAAGUGUGCAGGGACGUUUUGUGCCACUAAGCCAAAGAUUUGUAAUGCAUAUUUUUAAGAUAUAUGUUGUCCGAGCAGUUUAUUCAAUCAUAUUGUUAUACAGUAUUCGGGAGAGGAUUGGGUUUAUCAAUGUCGUGAAUGGGAAAUGGAAAAAUGCCAUUUUAAAGAACACUAAUACAAAGCUGUUUUGUUUUUUUACAAUCAUGCUUAGUGCAUUCCUUAGACUUAGAUAUAUUUUACUAUAAAAGAAAAAUAUGGCAUUAGGAGUUUUGUUUUCUGCAACCUCAGAAUCUAAUCUCCAGUCCCAACACUUAAUGUGUUUUUUAAAACCAGGAAAUUCCACUCAAAUGUGCUGAAGUACCUGGUGUUAUCUUGGUUGACAAAACUGCUUUGAACAACUUUUAAAAGAAUACAAAACCAAAAAGACUAAUCAUGAAGUCCAAGUAAUGUACACAUAUAAUCUUCAGAAGUUCUUUUCUAAUGGCAUUAUUUAGAUACAAAGAUAUUAAAAGUCAAAAGAGCCAUAAACCUUUAAUGACUGAACGGUAUCUGUUGAUGCUCAUUUUAUCUGAGAUGUUCCAAUGAAGAAAUUGUUUGAAAAACUCUUAAUGAAUUCAGAAUCAAUCAACAUUUAACAACCAGUCCAGGAAAUUCCUUUAUCAGCAGUUACAUGUGUAACAGUAAAUCAGAUUAGUUGCUGUCAGGGUUUUUAUAAUGGAAAAUGGUUGUGGGUCUAUGUUGAUUUCAAACACUGAGCAGAUUUUAGUAUAGUUUAAAACACAGAUCACAUUUAACCAACAUGCAGUUCAUCAGUUGAGUUUCUACCAGGAGCUUUCUAUACUGUCAUAUAGGGGGCACCACUGAGCUUCAUCCAGGGAUUCAAAUCAUUAGUUGCCCAGUCAUUCUGAAGGAUACAGGAUGUGGUUUGGCAGCUAAACACUUAAUGUUGAUAUUUUUUAAAAACAUUUUUCAAAGAUUAUGUUUCACUAUAUAUAAACACAUAUAAAUGUAGGAUGUUGAGAAGCUCUUUAUUACUAAUCAUUGCAACUAUUAUGAUUAAAGAGAACAUUGUUUGAGCCUGGGUCUUGUAAAUGUGCAACUUAUCCUGCUGUACUCAUGGGUAUAUAGGACUUUAUUCCUGAUCUGUUUGCUCAUUUGAUUUCAAAUCAACUUCUCAUAUCUACAAGCUAUUUUGUACCAAAUUAGCUUUAAAUCAAUAAAAUGUUAAACUCUUGGCUUUUGCAGAUCUGUUAUUUUUUGCAUUUUAUUUUGAUAUAAAAUUCCCCUUCUUUUGCCUUAAUUUUAUAUAAAAGAAAGGCAAUGAGACAAGAGAAGAAGUGCCACACAGACUGGACUGAACAAGUAGGAUUUCAAUACACCCUGUGUUAUCAUUCAGCGCCCUCACACCCGCCCUCACCCACACAGCAGCACACUUCCUUGGACACCUGUUUCUCCGGCUCUUUCAGCUCUUUGAGGAAUUUGCAUCUCAAAUAGGGCGAAUUCCCACAGCACCGUCCAAAGCGCCUCACCCAGCCAUUUGCCUUUGGUCUCUGAAUGGAGUCUUCUGCCUGUAUACAGGCCUUCUUCUUCUUCUUUUUCUUCAUCGACAAGGUUCAGCUGCAGUCCAAGAACAUUACAGCUGAGAACACUCUCCUCUACAUUUUAAUUUACCCAACCAGUGAAAACCCCAACACUUAUAUAAAUAUAUGUGUCCCUUUGUUUAUAAUUCCAUUACUAUUGUCAGUUGAAUUCUUAUGGUCUUCCCAUACUUCCGCUCAUUUAAAGUAGAGACAUUUUCUGUCAUUUGAGAAUACACUUGAUUGCAAUGAUGAAAUAUUUUAAUUUAUCACACCCAACAAUCAGAUGAUUGAGAUUUUUCAUCUUCCUGAUGUCACAUUCCUCACCCGCAGCCUUCGCAGUGGCUUUUUCUAUUUCUGUGAAGGAUUUUGAGUGUUGCUUGUCUGAGGAUGCCUGUCAUUAAAGCAUUUUUGUAUUUCUG